AAUACUGCCGCAGACACUUCUCCAUCUCAAAGAAAGAUGGACGAUCGUGGAAAUACCCAUCUUAUUGAUGAUGACAAUGAUGAUGAUUCAAGGCAGUCCCCAGACACUCCAAGCACUGUUGUGCCAGCUAAUGCAAGUAUGGGAUCACAAAUAGCUGUUAUUGAGGUCAAAGACAGUGAUGAUGAGGAUGAUGAGUGUUUCGCAAGUGGAGCUUUGAAGGGAAAGGAAGCGACUUGUGGCGUUGCAGCAACAGGUGAUGAUAUUGGACAUUCAAAUUUAUCAAGACCACAAAGAGCUUUUAUUGAGAUCAAAGACAGUGAUAAUGAUGAUAACGGGUUUAUCACAAGUGGAGCUUUGAAUGAAAAGGAAGCAACUCGAGACACUGCUGCAGCAGUUAAUGAUAUUGGGCAUUCGAGUUUAUCAAGUUCAUUUCUGCAGGAAAGCAAUGCUAGCCCUGUGAGAGUAAAUGAGACGAUUGGAUCCCUAAAAAGAAAAUGGUUUCCAGAGCCUGAAAAUUCAUUUGAUGGAUUGAAUAAAAAUCUGGUGGAUGGUUCUGAUAGUGAUGAUGAUGAUUCCAGUUCCACAUCCUGUUCAGAUUCCGAGAUCAAUGAGGUCGAGCUUCCUUCAAAUUUUCUUUGUAGCACAGGUGGUAAACGGAGAAAAAUAUAGACAAGCAUGGCCUUUGCAUUAAGCUCUUUGCACAGCUGUACUUAUGGAAAUAUCUCUCUUUUUUAUUAUGCUCUAUAACUAGUCUUUUGGAUACUUAGGCUAUGUUGAAAAUUAGUGAAAGCCAAAUGCUAAUUACUUCUUACCAAAGUUUCUCUCUCACUUUAGCUGAUGAAUCAGGAAUAGUUGGUUCCCAACCGAGCUUGUACAAGUCAGGCCAAAAUUGUUUAUUUUUCACAUUGGGGUUUAUAUGUAUUGUACAGUAUAUUAUUAUGCUUAGUUCAUCAAUAUCAAUAUAUACACACAAACUCUACCACCAA
This is a messenger RNA of Neltuma alba, 986 nucleotides long. RefSeq lists its product as uncharacterized. Bases 37 to 669 code for a protein of 210 amino acids. Lineage: Eukaryota; Viridiplantae; Streptophyta; Magnoliopsida; Fabales; Fabaceae. The record is from RefSeq and is a predicted model, not a curated record. The transcript is spliced from 2 exons.